AUGACGACGACGACUACGACCAACGCAUCGACACCACACAAAGAACAAUUGUAUGGUUCUUCAUUUUCACAUUCUGCUGCUGAUGAAGAAAACUCUUCAAUAGCUUUCUUACAUGCAUCGUCCAGCCAGGAUUCGCAUUCCAUGACAUCUUCUUCGUCUUGUUCAACUUCAUUUUCUAAUGCUUCUGAAUGUACAUUGUCGAUGGACAUGUUCACGAUUCAUAAUUUUAAAAUCAAAGAUGAUUUGGAGAGUCAAGCGAUGAAUCAUGAUUCUCAGGACGCAGCCAACGACCAACAACUCAACCCACUGCCGUUGCAUACGACUGAUGUGCAUCUUGGCAAGUAUUAUGCAUUCAACAACCACUCAUCACCAUCCUUCACACGACACUUGGCAAAGCAAUUUUUUCUAAUUUUGGAAAGUUUCAGUAUUUGGAUAAUCAAAAGCUUAUUUUUCCCAUUGAUAUCUUGGACGACUAUACCAAUCGCCCUUUAUUUUCUAUUAAUGGCCAAUUUCCAAACGAUUGCUUUCAAGUACAUGUACAGCUCAGAAGGUGAAUUUUUCAAUCAGGUUGAUUUUGACAUUAUUCCAAAAAUUGACAAGACGUUAAUGUUCGGUCUGGGAAUGCCUCAUUCCAUUCUCGCGAAUAUUUAUCAUCCUGUUCUGGAUUUCUUUUUUGCCAUUCCAUAUUUGAAUCAUUUUGUUUUUCCAUUGGCGUUUUAUCCAUUAAUUUUUUGUGUCUUGUUAUGGAAACCAAAUCGAGAAUAUUUAAAAUUUAAAAUUGGAAUUCCAGUUGUGAAAAUGAUUAAGGAACUAUUUCAAAAAAAUCAACUAUCAGACGAACUCACCGAUCGAGAACAAUUCGUCAAUGAACCUACUGAACGCUCCUAUCAAGAAGUUGCUCAACAACAACGACAAGAAAAUUCAUCCAAAUCGAAUCCUAAAAUUUCCAAUUACAAACUCAAAUGUUUCAUUCUCUCAUUGGGAAUUAUUUCUCUCAUUCAAAUUGCAUUUUGUUUCUUCUUUCCAACAGCUCCUCCUUGGUUUCGAAGUAAUAGUUUGCUGUAUGAAGAAUAUUACAAUCAGUUUGGAAGUGAAUUAACAAAAAGUUCACCUCCAGUAUUGUCCGUCUAUGCUCCUGAAGCUCGAUUUGAAAUGAUUGACAAAAUUCUAGGUGUUGAACUCUUUGGCGAAAUUUAUGGAAAAGGAACGAUCAAAUUUGGAGCAUUUUACAGUUUGCAUGUUGGAUGGACUGCAAUUAUUGCAUUUAUUGAGCUCUAUGUGGUAUUCUGUGAAAAUCAUAACACUUUAGAAAAUGAUGAAUUAUUCGAUGAAAAUCAUUUGAAUGAAUCACAAGAAGGAUGUUUGUCAUUUGCUAGAAGUGUUUGGUGUUGUCAAUCUUCUCGCAAUUCUAAAAAGAAUACGUGGAGUUUUAUUCAAAUCUUCAUGUUGGAAUAUUUAUUAUGGAUUUUUAUUGCUUCGAUUUAUUCGGCACAUCAUUACAUGAUUGAUGGAUUGGUUGCUAUUCUUCUUGCUUUUGUCAUUGUUAAAAUUGUGACGAAAUAUCUCGUGAAAGAUGACACUAAGGUGGUGUAA
This is a messenger RNA of Naegleria lovaniensis, 1593 nucleotides long. RefSeq lists its product as uncharacterized. The record is from RefSeq and is a predicted model, not a curated record. Gene Ontology annotation, cellular component: inositol phosphoceramide synthase complex. Bases 1 to 1593 code for a protein of 530 amino acids. The transcript has 2 exons. Gene Ontology annotation, biological process: sphingolipid biosynthetic process; inositol phosphoceramide metabolic process. Gene Ontology annotation, molecular function: inositol phosphoceramide synthase activity. NCBI's taxonomy places the organism in Eukaryota, Heterolobosea, Eutetramitea, Acrasida, Naegleriidae.